GGCGCGGAGGGCAAAGCGAGGAUGAAGCAGAUCGGCUCCCCCGCAGCCAGCCUGGCGCUGGCAGCCCUGGAGGGCCUCAUGGAGUGCGACAUUGGCGGCGGCAUCAAGAACGAGAUACGGACCUACCUGCACAAGUGCCCCCCCGAGGACGCGGAGGCGGAGCCCGACAUCGACAAAUCGGACCUGGAGGUCGCCGUCAGCUUCAUUCGCCUGGAGAGCUGCUACGACACGCAGAAGAUGAAGGUCAUCGUGGGCGCCCCCAGCUGGGAGGGGCGCGCUCUCAUCCAGAGGGCGCUGAAGGCAGAGGCAGUCGCGACUCACCAUAAGGGGGUAGCCCCUGCAGGCUGGCUCGAGGACGAGGUGGGCCAUUGGCUGGAGACGAUCAGCGACAACCUCUAG
This is a messenger RNA of Prorocentrum cordatum, 399 nucleotides long. The record is from the annotation of a GenBank genome assembly. NCBI's taxonomy places the organism in Eukaryota, Dinophyceae, Prorocentrales, Prorocentraceae.